AUGCGUCGCUUUUCUUCGUCCAUCGUUGCGUCCGGAAGGAUCGCCUCCUCGUCUGCUCUCGUUAGGACUGCGGUUUUGGGCCAGGGCCGUCUCGCUGCGACCUACGCCACCAAGAAGAGGAAUGCGGAGACCGAGCUGCACUCGUACUUCGAGAAGGAGGUAGAGCUUCUCGAUCAGGAUGAGGAGGCCAAGACCCAGGAUCAGGAGCUCCAGAAGCGCCUCGACGAUUGGGCCAAGCGUUUCCAUUUCAACGUGAACAUGGGGGCGACUGAGAUCGUGGCCACCAAGAAGGAUGCCGCCCUCAACGCUGACGUCACCGUCAAGAUCGACCCCAACAUCGAGGAAGCCGACAACUAUGGCGACGAGGAAGACGCUGAGGACGAGGAGGGUGAGGAGGGCGAAGACGCCGAGGAAGCCGAGAAGGCCGAGGGCGAGGAGGGAGACGAGGGAGACGAGGAGGAGGAGGAGCCGGAAGCGGAUGGCUUCGGAAGCGUGCACUUCACCGUCGAGGUGAAGAAGCCCGAGCAGACGAUGCUGCUCUACGGCGUGGUGUCGGAGUCGGCCGUGACGGUGACCGAGGUGGCGCUCCAGGCCGCUGACGGUACCGAGAAGUCGGCCUACGAUGCCCAGCGCCUCGACGACGAGGGCCAGGAGAAGUUCCGCCUCUACCUCAGCUCUCUCGGCGUCAACGAUUCCUUCGUCCCCGCCGCCUACGCUGCCGCUCACCUCCAUGACGAGCAUGCUUACCACAAGUGGGUGAAGGAUGUGAUGGCCUUCACCAAGCAGUAA
Messenger RNA from Acanthamoeba castellanii str. Neff, 789 nucleotides. RefSeq lists its product as uncharacterized. Bases 1 to 789 code for a protein of 262 amino acids. The record is from RefSeq and is a predicted model, not a curated record. Gene Ontology annotation, cellular component: mitochondrial matrix. The transcript is spliced from 5 exons. NCBI's taxonomy places the organism in Eukaryota, Discosea, Longamoebia, Acanthamoebidae.